GCCGUGGGGCGGGAGAAGAAGCGAGCCCCCUGGGACCUGAAGGGGCAGGUGGGCGACCUGCAGGCCAAGGUGGGCGCCUACAAGGAGAGGAUCCAGGGGCUGCUGGGGGAGAACGAGGCCCUGAAGAGCCAGCUGGGGGGGCUGCAGCAGGAGCUGAAGGAGGCGACCGCCCGGAAUGGGGAGCUCGGCGGCCGGGCCAGCCUGCUGGCUUCGGAGCUGCAGGCCUGCCGAGACCAGGCCAGGGAGAGCGGCCAGAAAGUGUCGGAGCUGCUGGAGAAGGAGCAGCGGCUGGAGGAGACGUGCCGGGCCCAGGCCCAGAGGAUCGGGCAGCUGGAGGCCGUCAACCAGGAGGUCACGGAGGGCAGCCGGGAGCUGGCCGUCCGGCUGAGGGUCCGAGAGGGGGAGCUGCUGGUGGCCGAAGAGGGCCUGGCUGAGCAACGGCAGCAGAACGAGACGCUGACGGCCCGCCUGGCGUUGCUGGAGGAGCAGCUGCACGUGGGCGAGAUGGAGCGACGCUGCCUGCACAACGCCCUGCAGGAGCUGAAGGGGAACAUCCGCGUCUUCUGCCGAGUGCGGCCCUUGCUGGCCAGCGAGAGGCAGGCUCAGAAGCCCCCCAGCCACCUGCGCUUCCCGGCCGACAACAACAAGGGCCUUGUGCUCUCCAGGGCAGAAGAGUCCCACAUUGGCCGGGAGCGCAAGGAGGACAUCAGCUACGAGUUCAGCUUUGACCGGGUGUUUCCCCCGUCCAGCUCUCAGGAGAGCGUCUUUGAGGAGAUCUCCCUGCUUGUUCAGUCUGCCUUGGACGGGUAUCACGUCUGCAUUUUCGCCUACGGGCAAACGGGCAGCGGCAAGACGUACACGAUGGAGGGCCGCGAUGACCUGGGCCCCGAGACGGCAGGCAUGAUCCCUCGGGCCGUGCGACAGAUCUUUGCGGCCUCCCGUGAGAUGGAAGCCAAGGGGUGGAAGUACCAGUUCACAGCCAACUUCCUGGAGAUCUACAAUGAGAUGCUGCGGGAUCUUUUGUCGCUGCGGCCAGAGCAGAACGGGGAGCUGGAGAUCCGAAGAGUUAGCCAGUUCACGGAGGAGCUGCACGUCCCCAACCUCUCCUGCGUGCCCGUCUCUUCCGAGGAGGAGCACGGAGAGCGCAGCCGCAACAGAAAAAAGACUCAGCCCUUCUAG
Messenger RNA from Protobothrops mucrosquamatus (brown spotted pit viper), 1179 nucleotides. It is a transcript of the gene KIFC1, whose product is annotated as kinesin family member C1. The record is from RefSeq and is a predicted model, not a curated record. The annotation marks the transcript as partial. NCBI's taxonomy places the organism in Eukaryota, Metazoa, Chordata, Lepidosauria, Squamata, Viperidae. The transcript has 8 exons. Gene Ontology annotation, biological process: microtubule-based movement. Gene Ontology annotation, molecular function: microtubule motor activity; ATP binding; microtubule binding.